AUGGUCUCAUUUCCGAAAGUCACGCGUGGAGCUCACGUGACGAUGCUGCCGAUCUCCACACUCACCGAGAAAUCUUCGGAAAAUUUGGUCAUCGUGGCAAUUAGCAGUCUGGUUCUACUUUUCGCUGCCUCUCGCCUCAAAACCGCGAAAAGAGGGUCCACCGACAAAAGAGCGAAGAUCCAUGUCCCCGACUCGACUUUGCCACUCAUCGGAAAUACUUGGGAUCUCCUCAUCCAUGGCGUGAAAGGAGACAUGCACGACUUCACCACUCGACUGGGCAAGCAGCUCAACGCCGAGCCGAUCGUGAUUCGAGCGCUUGGGAUCCCUCGCAACAUUAUCCUGUUCACCCCCGAAGCAUUCGAGGAUGUGUUGAAAACCCAGUUCCACAAUUUCGAAAAAGGUCCGUUCAUGUGCGAAAACCUUCGAGAUCUUUUGGGUGACGGAAUCUUUGCAGUCGACGGAGACCCGUGGACGCCGAAGAGCCACCAGUUUGAUCCGAAUUACUUGCGCAAUAUCGUCGUAAACUUCCUCAUUGCUGGGCGUGAUACCACCGCUCAAGCUCUGAGCUGGUUCUUUGUCAACCUCUCGAAUGAGCCUCGCGUAGAGGCUGCUAUUCGGAAGGAGAUUGAAGACAAGCUAUCAACGCUCAAAGCUGGUGGCGCUCCUGCAAUGCAGGAUGUUAGCGAGCUCGUGUAUCUUGAAGCUGCAUUGAAGGAGACGCUUCGACUGCAUCCGUCGGUCCCUUUUGAGCCCAAGCAGGCACGGGAAGACACGACACUCUCCGAUUGGGACGUUUGUCCCAGCUGGUUCGGCAAUCGGUCUAGCAACGUACUCUAUGGGUCGAAUGACGCAAGUGUGGGGGCCUGA
Molecule: messenger RNA, 867 nt
Organism: Phytophthora infestans T30-4
Lineage: Eukaryota; Oomycota; Peronosporomycetes; Peronosporales; Peronosporaceae
Exons: 2
Coding region: 1-867 (288 amino acids)
Molecular function (GO): oxidoreductase activity, acting on paired donors, with incorporation or reduction of molecular oxygen; heme binding; iron ion binding
Source: RefSeq, a predicted model, not a curated record